Molecule: messenger RNA, 3023 nt
Organism: Cercocebus atys (sooty mangabey)
Lineage: Eukaryota; Metazoa; Chordata; Mammalia; Primates; Cercopithecidae
Gene: DQX1
Product: DEAQ box RNA-dependent ATPase 1
Exons: 11
Coding region: 734-2710 (658 amino acids)
Cellular component (GO): intracellular anatomical structure; spliceosomal complex
Molecular function (GO): RNA binding
Source: RefSeq, a predicted model, not a curated record
GACUGCAACUGUCUAAAAUCAACUCCUCAUGCCAAGCGAUGAGUGAUAAAUUAAGGAAGUGUAACUGACCCAGCUUGGGUGAUCAGCCCAGGUUUUGGACGAAGCUGCUGCAAAACUACAAGUCCCAGCAUACCUUUCACAAGCACACUACACAUCAUCUGUAGAAUUCACACAUGCUCAGUGUGGUGGCUGGAGCCUGUUUUCCAUAGGUUCCUGAGUAGGUUAAAUAAGGUGGAGCAAAUAGCCCCACCCCAAAAGCAGGCUUCAGGAUUUGAAGUUUGAGCCUAGCCCUGAGGUAGAGCCGGAAUUUACCUUUGUACUUACACACGGUCAGGGUUGGUGGUGACUACGUGGGUCUGGAGCUGGCUGCCGUCCUGACACGUCCUAGAGCUGCAAGCAGGUUUGAAUCCAGGAUCACUUGGACUGCUGUUCCUCUCCCCACCCCCUAUAUUCUUUAUCCUUUUCCCUUCAGGACUUUCCCACAGGUUACUAGGUCUCACAUAAUUUCUACUGCCCUUGAGGACCCCUGCCUAAGUAAGAUUUCUACUACCUGCCGACAGUACUAGUAUCAGGCAGGUUUCUACUACCUGACUAUAGGGACUGUCCACUAACUCUCAGUAGCCCCUUAUCAAAAUACCUAGCACUGUUUCCUGGCAGGAAAUGCUGGGAAGGGUGGGCCCCAGAGCAUGAUCAACUGAAGGUAGAGGUUAAGGAUCAGGGCUGAGGUGGGAAGAUGGUGUCAGUCACCAAAUAUGACCUUACUGACUGCUCUGCCUUCUGCAGGUCCUGCCAGAGAGCCACCAUGGCCUCUCAGCCUCUCAGGCUGGCAGAAGAGUAUGGCCCAAGUCCUGGGGAAUCUGAACUGGCUGUGAACCCCUUUGAUGGGCUUCCCUUCUCUUCCCGCUACUAUGAGCUGCUGGAGCAGCGCCACACCUUGCCCAUCUGGGCUGCUCGCUUUACCUUCUUGGAGCAGUUGGAGAGUAACCCCACUGGAGUGGUGCUGGUGUCUGGGGAGCCUGGUUCUGGCAAGAGCACCCAGAUCCCUCAGUGGUGUGCAGAGUUUGUGCUGGCCAGAGGGUUCCAGAAAGGACAGGUUACUGUCACGCAGCCCUACCCUCUUGCAGCCCGGAGCCUGGCUCUGCGGGUUGCUGAUGAGAUGGACCUGACCCUGGGUCAUGAAGUUGGAUACAGCAUCCCCCAAGAGGACUGCACAGGGCCCAACACCCUGCUCAGAGAGGCUGGUGAGAGACCUUCCCCCAUCUACCGGGACACCAUCCCCCCUGAUCGAGUGGAAGCUGCCUGCCAAGCAGUGCUUGAGUUGUGUCGGAAGGAGGCUCCAGGAGAUGUGCUAGUGUACCUGCCCAGUGAGGAGGAAAUUUCCCUCUGCUGUGAAUCCUUGUCCAGGGAGGUAGAGUCCCUGCCUCUCCAAAGGCUUCCACCACGAGUACUGCCCCUUCACCCAGACUGUGGACAAGCCGUUCAGGCUGUAUAUGAGGACAUGGAUGCCCGAAAGGUUGUGGUCACUCACUGGCUGGCUGACUUCUCCUUCUCCCUCCCUUCCAUCCAACAUGUCAUCGACUCAGGACUGGAGCUCCGAAGUGUUUACAAUCCUAGGAUCCGAGCAGAAUUCCAAGUGUUGAGGCCAAUCAGCAAGUGUCAGGCAGAGGCAAGACGACUGCGAGCAAGAGGGUUCCCACCAGGAUCCUGCCUCUGCCUGUAUCCUAAGUCCUUCUUAGAACUAGAAGCUCCACCAUUGCCCCAACCCAGGGUGUGUGAGGAGAAUCUGAGCUCCCUGGUGUUACUACUAAAAAGGAGACAGAUUGCAGAGCCAGGGGAGUGUCACUUCCUGGACCAGCCUGCUCCAGAAGCAUUGAUGCAAGCCCUGGAAGAUUUAGACUAUCUGGCAGCCCUGGAUGAUGAUGGGGACCUGUCAGAUCUGGGCGUCAUACUAUCAGAAUUCCCUCUGGCCCCUGAGCUGGCCAAAGCCCUGCUGGCCUCAUGUGAGUUUGACUGUGUGGAUGAGAUGCUCACCCUGGCUGCCAUGCUCACAGCUGCCCCUGGGUUUACCCGUCCUCCACUCAGUGCAGAAGAAGCUGCCCUGCGUCGGGCCCUGGAACACACAGAUGGUGACCACAGUUCUCUGAUCCAGGUGUAUGAAGCCUUUAUACAAAGUGGAGCAGAUGAGGCUUGGUGCCAGGCUCGAGGUCUGAAUUGGGCAGCAUUGUGCCAAGCCCAUAAACUUCGGAGAGAGCUCCUAGAACUCAUGCAACGAAUUGAACUUCCCUUGUCCCUACCAGCCUUUGGCUCUGAGCAGAAUCGCAGAGACCUUCAGAAAGCACUGGUGUCAGGAUACUUUCUCAAGGUGGCCAGAGACACAGACGGGACUGGAAAUUACCUACUCCUAACCCAUAAGCAUGUGGCCCAGCUCUCCUCAUACUGCUGCUACCGAAGUCGUAGAGCUCCUGCCAGACCCCCACCGUGGGUGCUCUACCACAAUUUCACCAUAUCCAAAGACAACUGCCUUUCCAUUGUUUCUGAGAUUGAACCACAGAUGCUGGUGGAAUUGGCCCCUCCAUACUUCCUGAGUAACUUGCCUCCCAGUGAGAGCAGAGACCUCCUGAACCAGCUAAGGGAAGGAAUGGCAGAUUCUUCAGCAGGGAGCGAAUCAUCCUCAGUCCAGGAGUUCAGAGAUCCCUGUGUCCUGCAGUGACCUGCCUGCCUAUGGAAUGGAGCUGGGUUCAUCUCAUCACAUUAGAUUCUCCCUCAGGGUGGCACCAAAGCACCCAGACAGAUUUAGAAGCCCAAAGUUUAGGGUUAAAUAUAAACCCUGGAAAGUGAGUCCCAAGAAAUGGUAGGCUGGGAAUGGAGAGAAUGGGGUAAACCACAGUCUACAUAGGGAAGGACUCUUUCCUUAGCCUUCUCUUAUUGAUUAGAGAGGGACUGACAUGCUCCCCAUUCUCCCAACUUUGCCAACCCAUUCUUGUACUCCCUUGUGGUCUAUAAAAGAUUUUUCUAUGGUGCCA